UUAGUAACACUUCUACUCCCACUGACAUUUCCCCCACUCCAACAAGAAAGAAAAAGCAAGAGAAACACCAACCAACUGCAACUGACUGAAAAAUCGCCACUCCACUUCCACUCGCACUCAGUGAAAAAUUCCAAUCAGAAACAAAAAGAUACGCAUUCGCGAAUUUCUUUUCGUCCGCUUGCUCGUUCACCCAAACUGCUACUGCAAUAAAUUUCCCUCGUACAAUAUUUCCACAAAAUCUUUUACUCUCCUUAAUUUUAUUUCAUAAUCUAUUUAUUAAUCUGUGAAUAAAAUUUAAUUAAAAAAGAAUGUCAAGUGCUCAAUAAAAAUAAAAUAGUGAUUGUCCACCUUGAAACGAUUUUUGAAAGAAAGAUAAGAAGAAAAAGGAAGGAAAUUCCUUUCAAUUUAAACUAAAAAAGAAAAAAAUAGUGCUUUCUCUUUUCAAUUCCAUAUCCAAGUCCAUUAAAAGCUGCUUAGUUAGAGUGAGUGCGCGCAUGUAAUCGAAUUUGGGACAACGAACAACAAAAAUAUGUAAACAUAAUUCCGUCGACGUCAAAAUAUACCCAUUUGUUUGUCUCUGUUACUCAACUGGUUGUAUCGGGUGUAUGGAUGGAUGAGUGAAAAGCACCGAGGGUGCUCCGCUUCGCUUCGCUCCUUACUUACUAAGUGACAAUUCCAAUUUUUGUUUUGAAUUAAAAAAAAAGAAACAAAUUACAAAACUUAUUGGGAAAUCACCCAAAAAGGAACCUUGAAUUCCUGAUACUUAAUUUAGAUUCUAUCAGACGCCUUGGUCUUUAUCUUAUUUCCAUUUCGAUUGUCUCUUGUGUCUUGUCUCGGCUGCGUUGUGUUCUUGUGUGUGCCUGUGAUUUAAAUCGAAUUAUUCUCUGCCCGUCCUCGGUACUCCUAGAAAUUUUCUUUCUUCUCGGUUUGUCAGCAUAUUUUGUGUGUGUGAAAAAUGGAUGACUUGGGAGCUGAACAUUUGAGUGAACUUUCGGUUAGUGAUAAAAAUAUCAAGCCCCUUGAAAAAACCAGAAAUUCAGAUCCAAUUCCAUCCGCAACGGCAUCGGCAACACUUCGGGCUGCUUUCUUAGAGCAAAAAUGCGAUAAUAGUGAUGCGACAGCCAAGCCUGUGGCCACUCCUCGUAAUCGUCACAAGGACCGGGCCAUUUUGGGCAGUCACAUUUACCACAACCAUCACAACGAGGCAGACGAGGAGGAGACAUCGCUCGCCUCGUCUUCCGAUGGACGAGAAAAAACCGAUGCGACUCCGGAGAAUGUGAAAAAAAUCGAUGAUGUCAUUCAGCAGCAGCAGGUAAAGUCCACUAGCACCACAGCACCAACUGCAACUGCAAUCACAACAACGACGACAACAGCAAUGCCAGCAGCUUCUCCAAAUAAGAAAAAUGAGAAUCACUCGUCGGCGGCGGCAACGGCAGCUGCCGAUGUGACUACUGCUGCUGUUGCUGCUUCCAUAACCGGAAUGACAAUAAAUGACGAACAACAAAGCCAAACGACGCCAAAUUCCACGAUCGCCGAUGACGAUGAGUCAUCUGCGUCGUCGGCCACGGCCAAGCAACAAUGCCUGGCAUUUACAAUCGAUUUUGGAGAUGAUUCCGUCAAAGACUCGAGCUCGUCGGUGGCGGCGGCAGCCAAGUACAAGAGUAUGGUGGAGCGAUUUCAGAAUCGGCAUCGGCGGGGGGCGUCCAUGUCGAAGUUGGAAGGUGCCGAGGCAACACCACCCUCCGCUUUGGAACCUCCAACACCUACAGCACCUCCACGCAGCCCUCGUGCACCUCAGGAAGUCGCCCCUGCCGCAGCUCCCGAUACCACAGUAAAGGUUAAAAUGCGUGCACGUGAUAGAAGCACUUCCAGAGUAAAGGACGCCACAAAGAGGCACAGUUGGUCGCCGCGUUCAAGUACAACAGAGCCGCCGCAGCAUCAUCCCACAAACCACAACCAUCCCAGACCGGCAAUUCCACACAAAACUCCCAACACAGUUGCGCCUGCGACAACGAAAAAGGUCAAAACCAAGCCCUCGAAUCUCACGCUGAACUCCCAACCAGAGCCACCUCGAAGGGAGAAGACUGCUUCCAACAAACCGUUUACUCCACGGUCGACUGCAAUGCAAAUGGCUCUGCAGAAGAUUGACUUUUUAUGUCCACAGCCCCCUCUGGACGACUAUCACCACAACAUGGCACUGAACGACAACGUAAGUGAGGCUGGAACGUACACCCUGGACGGCGAUAACUACACCGAAGAGCAGAAGGAUCUGAUGAACAUCGAUAAAACAACCACAACCAGUUCCGAGGUGUCUUCUUCAGGGAAUCAUAUGCAUCAACGUCCCAAGGACCUUCCACUUCGGAAUAGUCUCCAUACGGGCUUGCAGGGAAGACGACGGAAUAAUGUACUCGAGGUGAACUUCUAUCACGACACAACGACGACGCCGUACAAACCUCCAACCAACAAGACAUCGUAUCUGGAAAAGAUCAAGUCUCGAGUGAGAAACAUCACGGUCAAGCCCCAACAGACACAGCCGCAGAAUCAUCACCAACAGGAACAACACAAACUCAAGGAAGCUUCUCCACCAGAUCCAGAUGUUGGAACCUUCACCAGCGUGACAACGAGUGGAGUUCUCGCCAAAAAGACCACACUGGACUCUCAUCCAAAACUCACACGGCGCAGUAGCUUGUCCACAUCGCAAAUCGAUAGCUCCGAAUACGUUAGCACCGAAGCGAAGCUCAAGUCCAACUCGGGAGCCGCCUACAACGGAGGUUACACCGACCAUCAAAAAUCCGGCUACCGCUUGAAUGUCUUCACCACACAAACCGACGCCCAGGUGCUGUCUGCAAUAGAAUCCCCCGAAUCUCCAGUGAGCAAGCACUCCGACACGGGUGGUCUGAAGACUGCCCAGACGAAGAACGACUGGAUUCAAGAAUGGGCGAGGAAUGCCCGUGCGAGGAGUGUUGCCUCGGUAAUCAAGGGAUCGCCCGUCAAACAGUCUAACCAACAACAAUAUGACAUCAUGUCGAGGAGUUACAACUGUGGCGCGCCCGAGGAGGACCCCCCAACCGAUGACAGCAUGAUAUAUCGGAACAAGAAUAUGGAUCGAUUCCGGAUGGGGGAUUUCGAUUACGCCUCGGAUCCGAACGUCUCCGCCCAGCGACCGCCAAAGUCGCCCACAAAGAUACCCUCGCCAAUGCACUCGAUUGGACGGGCAAGGAGCGCCAGUCAUACAAGAGCUUCCUUACAGAACAUCAUACAGGACGAUCCCAAUAACACGGACUUGUAUCUGCAGAAAACCGCCGCGGCAAUAUCGAAUCUACAGCAAACACUCUCGCGGAAGAACUCAAUAAAAUCUCCACCAUCCUCCAGAGAUUCACCGAAGAAAGUUCCAAAUCGCCACCAGUACUACUCCGCCGAUGAGUACAGUCCCCAGCAUAGCAUCGAGGCUAAGCUGCUCCUAACUAAUCCCCUGAAUAAACGGGGAACGCCUGGCAACAACCUUAUGACAAAUAGCUACCACGAACAACUUGUACUGGAUGUGAAAAUUCCACGAGCACGAAAGAACUCCUACGACGCCCAAGCACUAACUGUGUCACCUGCACGACGACAACACCAGCCGCCCUUGCUGACAAACAAACAGUAUUAUGGCAUCGAUCAAACUAGGGGAGUCGUCGUGGAGCCAACAUCGAUUAAACAACAACAGCAGCAGCAGUUGUCUCCACUGCGAAGGUCAAGUUCCUUCUCCACAAAGUGUAGAGCCACCACGACAGCACAUCAUCAGCAGCAGCAACAGCAACACCAUCAAAAGAGACCUAAUGUCAAUAACUUGUACACCCCACCGACAGUGCGGCACAAUUAUAUUGGAGGACAGCAACAGCCAGUAUCAGCAAUCAAAAAGUCAGCCAGUAGCACCACAUUCAGACAUGUCUAUAGCGACUAUGACGAUAAUGUGGCCUACUACAUCAACGACGAAGACGACUUGGUCGAUGUAGAGUACUACGGGUCAUCGGACGACGACAUCCAUUCGCCCCAUGAAGACUACGAAGACUACAACGACGAUCUGGUGGUCUCGGAGGAGGUGCACACGAACGACGUGCCUUUGACCAACACCAGAUACAACAAAGCGUUGCUGAUGCGAAUCGAGAGGAGCAAACAGAAGGUUGCCGGUACAACUGUCGGUCACGGAGUUGCCAAACCGAAUCUCCUAUCUUCGGCUGGAGUUGCAGCAUGCCCCAAUACUCCAGAGCUACCGAGACGCACCAUCAAGAGUGCACCACGCUCCUCGAUGCGACAGUCGAUGCCACGUGAUUCAAGUUUGAACCGCUUGGCUGGACACAUACCUAAUUCGCUAGCAUCGGCGAAGAAACAAAUUCUCCAAACAGCCAACGCCGUUGUAGGGCACUCAGCUACAGCGGCCGCAACAAAUCCAUCAUCGUCAUCAAUUGAAAAUGCUAAUUCCAAGCGCAUCCAACCAAAGUACAUGGAUAUAUCUAAAUAUAAACCAGCACAAGGCAAUAAUUUCCUGCGAAAGAACGAUGCCAAGAGCACCCUGAAGCCGGAGAUAAGACGCAGUCCCAGCAGCGCAUCCAUGGGUUUGUCUAGGACGGAUGCAACUCGAGCAUCCAAUAGGAGUGUCAAAUCGGCCACAUCUGGACGGGGGACAUCUGCUUCAGCGGCGUGGAGAGAUACUUCUGUUUCCAAACAGAAGGAAGUUGAACUGGCGAUGUGGAAACGUCGUGCGAAAUAUGAUCCAAUGCGUGCCGCAGCCGAGGAUCGGAGGAAAAAAGAAGAAGCAAAGAAGUCAACGACAACAACGAUGACGAUGACGACGACCACAACAACGACACAGGGCAAUAGUAAUAAUGGACAGGCUGGAGGUGCUGUUACUGAGAGUUCGACAGUUACGAGGUCACAGUCAUUUCACUAUGGUGUCGGAUCAUUGAACGGAAACAAUCAAUCUUCAGGUUCAAAUCAACCUUCUCUAGAGAAUAAUCGAUGGACUCUGACGUCAAAUGAAUCCAGUGAUGAGGAACAUGCUUAUGUUUCUUCAAGUACGAACAGAUCUUAAGUUUCUUUUUUUUCUUUUUUUUUAAUAUAUUUUAGUUCUAAAAACAAAACUUCUUAUACAAAAAUUGAAUGUUUUGAGAACCAAAUUGUGUUGCUAAAAAUUAAACUUAAAAAAAACAAAAACCAUUGAGAUAAAUCACAUAAUUCUAAGUAGAUAUCAGAUGCUAUGAAAAUAAAUUAUAAUGUAGUUAACCUUAAAAAUUGUGAUUUUGUUGAGGUUAAAAAAAUAAAUGUCACAAGAAAAAAAUAAAUAUUAAAUUUAAACAAAAAAGAAGUUAACUAUAAAAUAAAUAUAAAAUGUGCAUAAUUAAAAAAAAAAGCCAACAGCACAUCAAAAUAAUAAUAAUAUUAUAAUAAUAGCGCAAAAAUUAUCAUAU
This is a messenger RNA of Eupeodes corollae, 5447 nucleotides long. RefSeq lists its product as uncharacterized. NCBI's taxonomy places the organism in Eukaryota, Metazoa, Arthropoda, Insecta, Diptera, Syrphidae. The transcript has 3 exons. The record is from RefSeq and is a predicted model, not a curated record. The coding region runs from base 956 to 5071 and encodes 1371 amino acids.